Messenger RNA from Aspergillus puulaauensis, 894 nucleotides. RefSeq lists its product as uncharacterized. Gene Ontology annotation, molecular function: oxidoreductase activity. The record is from RefSeq and is a predicted model, not a curated record. NCBI's taxonomy places the organism in Eukaryota, Fungi, Ascomycota, Eurotiomycetes, Eurotiales, Aspergillaceae. The transcript has a single exon. The coding region runs from base 1 to 894 and encodes 297 amino acids.
AUGACGACCGGCGUGUUCAAAUACAUCGACCCGGCUUCUUACGACCCCCACGCCACAGAGCCGUUCAAGAAGCCCUGGGGCAAGGUCGAUGGACCGGGUUCAUCGUACACCCUGAUCGACAAGACGCGCUCAGUUGACAACAUCCGGGGACGAGAGAGCGAGUUUUCAACCGACAACAGCGGGUUUGCCGUGUACAACAGCCCAAGCAAGGAAAACAACUUCAACGAUGCAUCCUGGGUGACCACAAACUACUACGCCCAGGUCGAGGAACUCCUGCGAGAAAAACUACCCGGCAUCAAGAAAGUAGUUCUCUUUGACCACACUAUUCGACGGCGAGAGAAAUCCUCUCCCCGCGCUCCGGUCCAACUAGUCCACGUCGACCAGACGCCAUGGGCCGCCGAGCAACGAGUGCGUCGCCAUUUACCAUCAGACGAAGUCGAUGAGCUAUUAAAAGGCCGAUACCAGAUCAUCAACGUCUGGCGCCCAAUCGACAACCCCGCAUCAGACUUCCCCCUGGCCGUAAUCGACUGGCGCAGCAUGGCCGAAUCGGACUUCGUCAAGGUGGACCUGCUAUACCCCAAGGACGCGACCACCGGGCCAGGCGGCGAGAAGCUGCAGGCACCUGACUCGUCCAGCUCAACAGAGGGCUACGAGGCCAAGGGCGAGACAUACUCAAUUGCCCCGAACGAGGGCCACCGCUUCUACUACCAGAAGGAUAUGACGCCGAAUGAGGCCAUGUUUAUCAAGUGCUUUGACUCGAGGAGCCAGACUAUGACGGGGACUACGGGAAUUGCGCAUGGGGCUGGACAUACGGCAUUUUUCGAUCCCCAGACGCCGGAGGAUGCGCCGCCGAGACAGAGUAUUGAAGUUAGGUGUUUGGUGUUUUAUGAGUAG